Molecule: messenger RNA, 1265 nt
Organism: Trichobilharzia regenti
Lineage: Eukaryota; Metazoa; Platyhelminthes; Trematoda; Strigeidida; Schistosomatidae
Source: the annotation of a GenBank genome assembly
GAAAACUGUGUAGGCGAAGUGAAAUUCACUAUUCAAUGUUAUCAAACAAAUAAUGUGUGGAUAAUUCAAAUAAACUCUUGUAAAAAUGAUUUCUUAAAUUUUAAAAGUUUACCAAAACUAAUUCUAUUUAUUCAUGUAGUAAUUAUCAUAAUAAUAAUUGUAAUGCAAGGAUUAUCCUACUUUAUAUUCCUAUUUAUACUGGCAUUUCAUAUUUUAUUCAUUCAAACCUCCAAAAUAUCAGAUUUCAUUAAAAGCUGUCGACAGCAUAGUACACGACAAACACGACAUCUUGAUGAAGCGUCGGUGAUGCUUAUGAAUCAAAAUUCUAAACCAUGCUGUUUACCAAAGGUAUGGAGAGCGCGUUUUCGUGUACAAACAGUGAAAGGUGGCCGUUAUUUAAGUCGUCUUGAUCAUGGAGCAUUUCAUAUUAAUCAUAAUGAUGAUGGUACGGUAAACAAUGCUUUAUUAGUUGUUGGUAAACAUAUUUAUUCAACAGAUUUUUGUAGUAUUAAUAAAACGCUUAACUCUAUGAUUGUAAAUCAUUUAUGCCCAAAUGAUACAAUACGUUGUUUAAAUACACCAUUUAUUGGUGAACCAAGAUGUAUCACUGAAAAAGAUGGUUAUAUGCUGAAAAAGACAAAACGAUUACAUGAACGUGGACAAAUUAAACAAAUUUGGUAUAUUGAUAAAUUUAAUGAAAUAUUCGGGAAUGUUGAAAGACAUUUAUAUUAUGUAUUACGUCAAUCUGGAUUAUGUAAAUUAUUACGUUAUCAAAUACAAUGGGGAAAGUAUACAAUGCCAUGGAAAAAUUGUCGAUUAUUUAUAAAACGUGAACAAACUUAUAUACCGAUAAAUGGAACAUUUCAACAGCAUUUUAAUCAUUCUUUAAUGGAUGAUCUGUUAUUUUGUUAAUUCUAUAACAUGUGAAUAAUAAUGAUAGUUAAGUAUGUACAAUAUUAUUCUUACGAUCAGCAGUGAUAAUCUUGUCAAUAAGAGUUCAUUUUAUUUGAACAAAGGAGCAUUUAUACAGAAGAAAUAUCUUGGUUGGUUGAUGAAGAUUUUUAUUUUGACGUAUAAAUUAACUGGGUGUUUAUUUAUUUUUUGGAAAGCAUAUUUCAUGUAAUACAAAUUUGAAUUGACCACCUAAAAAUGGUUUGUAUUUAAACACUUUUGUAAAUUUGUCAGUUUUUUUCCUUUUCAACUUCCUUUGUAAUAAAGUAAGCGAGUGAUAUUGAGAUAUUUAUAAAUGUUCUUGAAGGUUUUCA